AUGAAAAUUGUGGCGGAUCAUCACUGGAAUGUGUUUCUGUGCUCAUCUCUUGGGAAGCGGUUGUUGUUUUCAGAUGCUUCCCUCAAAAAAGUGGGAUCUGGUGCUGCAACGGAAUAUGGAGGUUGCAGUAGUGAUGUAUUCUCAGACAGUUACCAGCCGCAUGUUUUGGCAGCGGGCGGCGGCAGUGCAGCUUGGAUGGAUGCCACUGCAUCUGGGAGUUGUAGUACUGCUGAGAUGGAGUCGACAAAAUGGAAAUUGAAUAGUACUGCUAGGAAAGACCGGGGCAACGACGAGUCGUUCAUGUGUCCGCUUUGCGACUUCACCACCAUUUAUAAGGGGAAUAUGAAAAGGCAUUUGAAUACUUGUCAUGGUUUGCAAGAUGAUGAUCUCAAGGAUGGCUGUAUUGACAGGCUCAAAUGCAAGGAAAUUAUGGAAACACGGACAGAAGGUAUGUCUCGGGGAAGACGACCGAAAAAUAUGCAGAACCCAAAAUUUUGGUUUUAUUUAAAAAUUUCUACGAACGAUUGCUCGGAUACGUAUAUGUAUAUAUAUGUGUAUAUAUAUGCGUAUAUAUAUAUGUAUAUAUACAUAUAUAUAUAUAUAUAUAUAUAUAUAUGUAUACCUUAUACUGCAAAAGUUCAUGUAAAACACAACAUGUGGAUGCAGAAGACGGCUCAACAUUUUCGUUACAGAAAGGUAUAG
Messenger RNA from Gongylonema pulchrum, 702 nucleotides. NCBI's taxonomy places the organism in Eukaryota, Metazoa, Nematoda, Chromadorea, Rhabditida, Gongylonematidae. The record is from the annotation of a GenBank genome assembly.